AUGGACCCUACCGUCGCUCCGCCGCAACGGCUUUCCUCCGCCACCCACAACCACCUCCAUUCCAAUGACUUCUCCCCUCGAUCCCGCAACACCGAUUCAUGGGGCGAAGACAAUUCCAUAUAUCCAUCUAAUCAUGGUUCUUCGGCGGCGGCGGCGGCAGUUGGUUCAGUUAAGCUCCGGUUGAUGUGCAGCAGCGGCGGACAUAUAGUCCCUCGUCCCCACGACAAAACUCUCUGCUACGUUGGUGGAGAGACGCGUAUGGUGGUGGUAGACCGUCAUACUACUCUACUAGACCUCACUAACCGCCUCUCCAAAACCCUACUCCGAUCAUCGUCUGCAUCAACGCCGACUCCCAUAGCGUCCACAUCGUUUACUCUCAAAUACCAGCUUCCUUCUGAAGACCUUGAUUCGUUGAUCUCUGUCACCACCGAUGAAGACCUCGAAAACAUGAUUGAGGAAUACGAAAGAUUGAAUUCAUCCUCCGCCGGGAGUAAAUCCUCACGUCUUCGUUUAUUCCUUUUUCCGACGAAACUUGAAUCCGUUUCCUCAAUCACGUCGUUUCUGGAGAACACAACUAAAUCGGAAGAUUGGUUUUCUUAG
This is a messenger RNA of Lactuca virosa, 600 nucleotides long. The record is from the annotation of a GenBank genome assembly. Lineage: Eukaryota; Viridiplantae; Streptophyta; Magnoliopsida; Asterales; Asteraceae.